Messenger RNA from Homarus americanus (American lobster), 6733 nucleotides. It is a transcript of the gene NSD, whose product is annotated as histone-lysine N-methyltransferase NSD2-like. Gene Ontology annotation, molecular function: histone H3K36 methyltransferase activity; protein binding. The transcript has 19 exons. The record is from RefSeq and is a predicted model, not a curated record. Gene Ontology annotation, biological process: regulation of DNA-templated transcription. The coding region runs from base 99 to 5960 and encodes 1953 amino acids. NCBI's taxonomy places the organism in Eukaryota, Metazoa, Arthropoda, Malacostraca, Decapoda, Nephropidae. Gene Ontology annotation, cellular component: nucleus; chromatin.
CGCCGCCAAACACCAAUGGCUGUCAUAGAGGAUCGACGGCGACGUAAAUACAACCUUUAAAAUCGGAAUAUCUAAACAACACGGCUUUUGAGGCCUCGAUGGAUGAUGUCUCCUCCGGAUCUGGCAUGGGUUAUGACACCUUUUACUUCACAUCAGAUGUAUCAAGAGAGUUAGAAAGCAUGUCACAUGGCUCAGCAAGAUGUAAUAGACCAGAAGAUGAGGAUCAAGUAAAUAUUCACCAGGAAAACAGUAUGGAAAAUUGGAUUACAAAUGAUGAGACUAAUAGUGACCAGAAAAAAUUUUGUGUCAUCGAUAAUCAUAUGGGAAUAGGAGACGAUUGGUUACAAGGCAGUGUACAUGUGAAUGAGAGGACAAAGUCCAGUGCAGAGGAUGAAGAUAAUUUUAGUGCAGGAGAUGAGGAAGAAAGGUACAAUGCUGAUGAUGAAGAUAAGUUUAGCACAGAGGAGGAAAUAAAAUACAGUGCAGAAGAGGACGACAUCACCUUGAGCACAGAGGAGGAAGCCAAGUAUAGUGCCGACGAGGACGAGGCAAAAUACUGCGUAGAAGACGUAAAAUCCAGCGGAGAGGAAGACGAAGUUAAGUAUAGCACCGAAGAGGACGAAACAAAGUACAGUGCAGACGAAGAAUGCAAAAUAAGUACAGAGGAGGAAGGCAAAUACAGUGCUGAUGAGUUAGAUGAUGAAUGGCUUGGAACACAAGGUCACGUGGAUGGUCAGUUUGAAGAGAGGGCCAAAGAAAGAUGGGUGGGUUGUUCUGAGUAUGGUGUAGGGAAUACUGAACAACAGUGGCAGAGCAGUAGUGAAGAGGUAGAACACUCUUCAACAGAAAGUGAAGUAGAAUUAAGUGAGGAGGAUCAAGAGGAAGUCAUAAACAAGGGUACAGGUGAUCUUCCUUCUACCUCAUCUGUUAGUUUUGGUGAAGCAACUGUUGCUCAGCCUGUGCUCUGUUUUGAUGAGUAUGGGAACUUAACCACAACGUAUCAUAGUCCAACAGUGAAUUUAGUUAAAAUGCCAAACUUGAGUACAGACAAAAUGUUGCCAGAAUCCAAAAAUAUUUCUGUGUCAUUACCGACAAAUGAACCGAACAAGAGGAAAAGUGGUUCUCCCUAUUGUGAGGAGUGUAUUGAGGAACCUUACAAUGGAGAAGUUAAAGCCUUGAGAAGUAGAUCAAAGGUUGGCCAGGAAAGUGGGGAAAAUGUAUUAUCUGACCAGGAAUUAAAACAAGCUUUCAAGGAAGAAUUCAUGACUGCUGCUACUAGUCGCUAUGGGAGAGCAAGGAAGCGUAAGACUGAAGAUGGGUUUUUCUUUGGGACCAUAAAUUUUAAUGAAUUAAGAAAAAUUACCUCAGGUAGUCCAAAGAAAAGCAAAGGCUCAAGUUCUAAGAAUUCCAGUCCAGAACAGAAAAUGAAGCACAUCACAAAAGAGGACCUUAAAGAUAAGCUCAAUGUAGAUCAAGUAAAUGAAGAAGUUAUUCAGAAUGGUACAGUCAAGUAUGAUGAGGGAGAAGGUGGAGAAAUAAGAGGGAAUAUUUCUUCAAGCAAAGUACAAAUAUCUGAAACCAAAGAUGAAAUAUUAGUACAAACCUCGAGUGUUGGGCAGAGUGAUAGUAGUGAUAAAGACUUAAGUAAGUAUAUUAGAAAUAAGCACGACACACACAGAGAUCUAAAGCUGAAGAACGACACAGCCUCUAAUGGUGGUUUUGGAAAGAACGCUAAUGUAGAGGAGCAGAUGAACAUGAAUUUUAAGCCGACAAACUUUGGCACACAAGAGGGUAAUUCAACAAAUGUGGAUACAACAGAAUCUGGUGACAGCAUUGAUGAUGUGUCGGAUAGAGCAAGCAUUUAUGACAGACGGAGGAGACUAAGCCUCCGAAAAAGAUCGUGCUCAGUAACGAGGGUUACUGAAUCACAUUCCAUUGUUAGCUCAGACAGGUUGCUUAGAGGAAGAUCCGACGUGUCCAGGAUAAAGCGUUCUCUCCAGGCAUGUGAGCAAGUGGUUCCUCAUAAGCGACCCAAAAAAACAAUCCCAGAAAUUGAGCCUCCGAUGUAUGUAUCAAAUUCAGUUUCAACGGAUUCUCAAGACUCUCAGGAGGAUCAUGGGGAAGAUCCAGAGUCAUUGACUAGACCUCCCUCCACCCGCAAAUCAUCUCAAGAGUUUAAAGCAGAGAGUGAAGAGCUCGCAUCAAUAACAAAAUCAGGAAGAAUAAUACGAAAACCCCAGCUGAUGGAUAUAUCAAAUGAGGACAAGCGGCAGAAGUUGUCAAGGGAACAGCAAAGACAAAGCGAAGCACUGCUCAGCUCAAGCCUAGAUGAGGAGUUUGCCCACUCUGGUUUAAACAUGCGUGCACUCGAACAAGAGAAUCCAUGUAAGCACUUGGUUGGUGACCUGGUGUGGGUCCACAUUCGGGGAAGUCCCUUGUGGCCUGCCAUGAUAUCAUACGAUCCAAUUCUUGGCCAGUUCAGCAAGAUAUCAUUGACACAGAAUUGGCAUAAGGUACGCAGUAUUCGCAUGUACCAUGUACAGUUCUUCAGUGACAACGCUUUGACCUACUGGAUUGCCCCAGGCAAUGUUCUGCCGUUUGAAGGUUUUGUGAAAUUGAAAGAAUUCCUCAGUGAACUAAAAUGCAAGUUGAAAGGGAUGAAGAGGUAUAAGCGACUGCAGACAGAAAGCCUCUUGAAAACAUUAGUGCAUAUGAACAAGAUAUCAUCUGGACAGAAGCAUGAACGUUGGAUUAAGGCCAUCGAGGAAGCAAAGGCUGCUUCUUCAAUGGAUAGGUAUGAAAGAAUACAAAAGUAUGCCUUAGAAAAUUCAGAGAUUGAAGAUAAGGAAGACAUACACAGAUUUGUUAAAUCAUCUCCAAGAAAUCUUUCAUUACUUAAAUCAAAGGAUCCAUCCUUUGAACCUAAACCAGAGAAGAGGAAAAGAGGUCGCCCUAGAAAAAUCUCACUCCAAAAUGAGUUGCCCAUCUUGAAAUCACUCAAGUCCAAUGGUGACUCAACAGAUGGGGAGUUCUCUGGUUUUGAUGAGAAUUCCUCUUGUGAAGAUAAGAAAAAAAAACUUAACAUUGUGUCCAAAUUGAGUAUGGAAAGUGACUUUGCUGUCUAUACCCAAAAACAUUUGGAAGAAUUCAUGUUAGAAAAUCCUGAAAUGUCUGCAGAAACAGCACAAAACAAAUUGAGAUGGAAAUGGAAGAAGAUGUCAAGUUCCCAGACUGCCAGAUACAAAUCUAAGUUUACGUGUGGGGAUAAGUACAUGUUAAAAGACCCAGAAGUGAAUAUGCUGAAGAGAAAACAUGACAUUCCUUUUGAGGAAGGUGAUGAGUGCGAAGAGAAUGAAGGACUUUCUGCUAAACGGCAGAGAACAGAAGAGGAAGUAGAGAGUAUACGUGGUGUUUACAAAGUAGUGCGUAAUGAGAAAGUGUGUUACCGGUGUGAGAGUGUAAGUAACAAGGCUGGGGCUGAUAUGAUCCGUUGUAAAGGACUUUGUUGUGGUGUUUUUCAUCUUAGCUGUUUAGGUUUAACUGCUAUGCCAAAAAGGGAUUUUAAAUGUGAAGAAUGCCAAACUGGGCAACACCCAUGUUUCCUGUGCAAAUCAUUUGUUGGUGUAGUGCAGAGAUGCACUGUGCCUUUCUGUGGCAAGUACUAUCAUGAGGAGUGUGUUCAGAAGUGGCCUCAAGUCUCCAAACAGCGGCAACAGGAGAGGUUUGUGUGUCCACGUCAUGCUUGUCACAUGUGCGCUGCAAAUGCUGAUGAUAUGGGUGACCCAGUGGCAAGAAACCCACCCUUUACCCGCUGUCUGCGAUGUCCAACUACGUAUCACACAGGUGAGGAUUGCAUAGCUGCAGGCACAGAAGAAGUAUCACAGAACCACCAUAUAUGCACCAAGCAUCUUCAGCUCCCAAAGAAUGGCACUCAUCAUGUCAAUGUUAACUGGUGCUUCUGCUGCUCGAAGGGUGGUUCACUUCUUCUCUGUGACCAGUGUCCAGCAGCCUUCCAUGCUGACUGUAUGAAGAUAACUGCUCCAGAAGGUGGUUAUGUCUGUGAAGAUUGUGAAUUUGGAAAAUUUCCCAUCUAUGGUGACAUUGUGUGGGUGAAGCUUGGAUUGUACAGAUGGUGGCCUGGUCAAGUCUUGCAUCCAAGAUUCAUCCCAGACAACAUUGAGAAUUUACAGCACCAGCAGGGCAUGUUUUGUGUUCAUUUCUUUGGCUCCAAUGACUACUAUUGGGUUACCAGAGGACGAGCUUUCCUUUAUCAGGAAGGGGAUAAAGGAUCAAGGGCACAGUCGAGUAAAACAUUAGAAAUGCAGUUCCGGCGAGCACUUGAAGAGGCAGCUGAAGCAUACAGAGCCCAGAAGACAAAGAAAACUCAGCGAGAGAUCCGAUGGUCUGAGAAGGGCAACCUGAAACCACCACCAUAUGUUAGGAUUGAUUCCAACCGUCCUGUAGGCAACAUACGUCUUAGCAAGUUGGACCUAGCAGCUGUUAACCGUUGUGAUUGUGAUCCAUACUCUGAGAAUCCAUGUGGCUCUGAUGAGAAGUGCUUGAACAGAAUGCUCAUGUUUGAGUGUGUCCGUGAAGUUUGUGGAGCCGGGGACAGGUGUGGUAACCAGAGGUUUCAAAAACGCCAGUAUCCCAAUGUGUGCUCCUUUAGGACAGAGAGUAGAGGAUGGGGUCUCAAGACAAACCAGGACGUUAAAAAGGGAGAAUUUGUGAUUGAAUAUGUAGGAGAGCUGAUCGACGAUGAAGAGUUUCAUCGUCGUAUUUUAGAAAUGCAUGAAGUAAAAGAAGAGAACUAUUACUUCCUCACCAUUGAUAAGGAUAUCAUGAUUGAUGCCGGUCCUAAGGGGAACUUAGCCAGGUUCAUGAACCAUUCAUGCCAACCAAACUGCGAGACUCAAAAAUGGACAGUUGGUGGGGAUACGCGAGUGGGACUAUUUGCAAUUGAGGAUAUUCCUGCUGGUUUUGAACUCACUUUUAACUAUAAUUUGCAAUGUGUGGGGACAGAAAAGAAACGAUGUUGCUGUGGUGCUCCAAACUGCAGUGGCUUCAUUGGGGUCAAAGUACAAAAGGCUGAAGUGUCAGGUCCAAAGAGAGAAAAAUUGGGUAAACAAAGACGAAAGCGUCGGCGACGUGAAGCCAAAUUGUCUGAAGAUGAAUGCUUUAGAUGUGGUGGCCCUGGUGAUCUGAUUCUUUGUGAUGUUGUUGCUUGUCCCAAAGGUUACCACCUUGAAUGUCUAGGACUAGACAAGUUACCCAGAGGUAAAUGGAUAUGUCCAUGGCAUCACUGUGAUGAAUGUGGACAGCGAAGCGCACGUUUGAAUCGCUGUGACUUCUGCCCAAAUUCAUUUUGUCGGCUGCAUCUUCAGGGUAAUCUCCAACAUUUAAAUGGUAUUGGCACUGUAUGUCAGGAUCAUAAUUCAGAUGAGUUAGAAACGCUCAGAGGUCAGAUGGGAACAACAGCAGUGACUGAAAAACUGCUUCAGAUACCAAAGAAGACAGCAGUUGAGAACAGUGCUAUUAUUGACACUGAAGAAAAAUCUCAGUCUGUGAUGAACAAAGACUCCUCUGAUAUGAUGCUGCAGUGCUCAGACAAUAGUAACAUUCAAGCCCCUUCCAUCCCUGUGUAUGAAAAUUAUAUAGACUCCAGUUCUUGCAGCAAAGCUCAGGAUGAAACCGGGUUACAGUUGCCUCAGGUCAAUGCUCUUCCUCUUCAAAUGAAGACGGGUACUGGAAGACCUUCAAAACUCUCCGGUGUUCGAGAAGGACAUGAAAAUUGUUCUGCUGUAUUGAAUGUUACGGGCAGUGGAGGAGACAAAAAAACACCGAAACAAAGACAGUUCAAGCAUAAAAGGACAAAGAAACUCUUUUCAUUUCACAGAAAAGGUUUUGGGCGUCAGAAACGUAAUCCAGAGAAUAAUGUGAAGCAGGUGAAUGAAGCUUGACUAUUAGCAUUGUAAUAAUUGACACAACUAGUUUUUAUCUUCAUUAUUAAUUGUGGAUGAUCAAAAAUGUAGUAAUAUUGGUGUUAUGUACUGACUUUUUCCUCCUAAAAUGAUAUCAAACCAAAUUAUAGUUAUGGAUUUUUUGUCUCGACAGUGGAGAAACUGCAGCACAAGUUGUCUGGUUCAAUGGUAGGGGUAUAGUUGCGUAGAAGCUAGUCGAACAUCUGUUGUGUGCAGGUGAACACAAAACUUAAUGAUGAUAUUUAUUGUGUAAACAUACUGCCAUUCAUCAUUUUAAUCAUCAUUUAUUUUAGCCAUAAAUAUCAGUUACUUUUCCUAUUCUUUUUUUUUUUUUUUAGUCUUACAUUGAUUUUCUAAUCUUUUUUCCUUCAUGGCUUCAUGUAAUUUAUGGAACUUAAUUUUUGAAUUACUCCUCACCUUUCUAUAUACUGUACAGUAUAUGAUUGUUUAUGCAUAUGUGGUAGUGUAUAAUUCAUAUUAUUAUUUCAUUUAUUUAAGUUUAACUAAAAACUUUAGUUUUUUCCAGAGGUUAUUGUAAGAUAAUGCUUUAUUUUGUCUUUUAACAUAAUGUAUCAGAUUUUAUGAAUAGCAUUUAGGUAUUUGGGUCAAAUUGAAUAAAUCCAAGUAUUAAUGUAUUAAACAGUUCUUCAUCAUUUUUCUAUUAUUUUACAAUGCACACUUUCUGAAGUACUUUCAUAUUGACCGUCAGAGUUGACAUACUGUCUUUGUGGACAAUAAACUCCCUUUAAUAA